CAGGACCAGAGCCGAGCCGAGCAGGGCAGGGGUAGGGGGACAGACUGACUGACAGACAUACACAGAGACAGACAGACAGACAGACAGCGUGCAGCAGGAUGGGCUCUGUACUCUGUGAUGUGCAGUAAAUGGGAUUAAACCGCUCAGACAGCGCUUGGAAACACUCGGCAGCAGCAGCAGUAGUAGUAGUAGUAGUGGAGAGUAGGGGGAGCUCCGCAUGUGCUUCUCCGUGUGAGCCGUCCGGAGGAGAGAGAAAAACAACCGAAAGAAGAAGGAAACUAAGUAGUACCUGCAACCCGACAACAAACCCCUCUCAUAAUUCGGAUUUAACCUCCAGGACUUCCCCAAGCACGACCCCUGCCUCCCCUCUCACAUGCCUGCGUUGAUGUGGGAGAGAGGGAGGGGAGCAGAGUCGGGGGAUGUUUGAAUUACCUCGCUAAAACUUGCAGAAAUACAAAGAGAAAAGAAGAAGAAGAAAAAAAAGAAGAAGAAGAAGAAAACAAGUUGCGGACUGGAGAAAUAAAGGAGAUACUGGGGUGUCAUGGAGAGCCAAGUGUGCGAGAACCAGAGCUUGGAGGACGUGAGGAAGAGUGGCUACCUCCGCAAGCAGAAGUCCAUGCACCGGCGGUACUUCGUGCUCCGGGCCGCCUCGGAGCGUGGCCCGGCCCGCUUGGAGUACUACGAGAGCGAGAAGAAAUUCCGCGGCAAGGCCCCCGUCCCGAAGAAAGCGGUGGCGCUGGAGACCUGCUUCAACAUCAACAAGCGGGCCGACUCCAAGAACAAGCACAUGAUCGUGCUCUACACCCGGGCAGAGAGUUUCGCCAUCGCCGCAGAGAACGAAGCGGACCAGGACGAAUGGUACCAGGCCAUGGUGGACCUGCAAUGCAAAAGUAAGAACCCCACUGACAGCGGAGCAGCAGGGGACUAUGGUGUGCCCAAUCCUGGGCCAGCCUUUAAAGAGGUGUGGCAGGUGAAGGUGUGGCCCAAAGGUCUCGGUCAGGCCAAGAAUCUGGUGGGAAUCUAUCGCCUUUGCCUGACUGACAAAACAGUCAACUUUGUCAAGCUAAAUUCUGAUGCUGCUGCUGUGGUGCUGCAGCUGAUGAACGUCCGACGCUGCGGACAUUCAGAAAACUUCUUCUUUGUUGAGGUGGGCCGCUCUGCUGUGACAGGCCCGGGCGAGUUCUGGAUGCAGGUGGACGAUUCAGUGGUCGCUCAGAACAUGCAUGAAACGUUGCUGGAAGCCAUGAAGGCGCUGAGUGAGGAGUUUCGCCAACGGAGCAAAUCUCAGUCAAACUCCGGCCCUGGAGGAGGUGCCACUGCCUCAAACCCCAUCAGUGUUCCCUCGCGUCGCCACCACCCAAACCCUCCUCCCAGUCAGGUGGGCUUCACCCGCCGACCCAGAACUGAGCCUCCUGGAGGAGCUAACAGUGGAGCAGGCAUCAGCAGUGCCAAUGCUUCUCCCACCCCACGGCACAGCUUCCCGAGGUCUCGCACUGCCAGUGAUGGGGGAAAAGGUGAUGAAGGGACCACACCACUCGCAGGGACGAGCUCUAAUCCCUCCACCAAUGGCUCUUGCUCCACCACCCCAAUCCUCAGGUCAAAAUCGGCCCGCUCAGCCCCCACCACAGCUGCUAAAACUCCUCUUGGGCUGAUGCGCUCCAUCUCUAACCCAGCACCCUCCCCAGCCCCAAGCCUCUCUUCUAGCUCUGGGCAUGGGUCAGAGUUUGGUGGAGUAGCAUCAUCUGCUGGGCCUGGUGCUUACAGCCGUGUACCAACACAUCGCGCCUCUGUCUCCGGCUCACCCAGUGACUAUGGCUCCUCGGAUGAAUAUGGCUCCAGUCCUGGGGAUCACACGCUCCUUCCCUCCCCCAGCCUUCCUGGAAGCUCUGUCGGUAGUGUCGGUAGCCAGUCCCUUGGGGAGGAGGGAGCUAAUUAUAUUUUAAUGGGCCAACGUAGUGGUGGUGGCAGUGGCAGCAGUAAUCAGAGCUUGAUGUCUAGCCCCGUGCCAGCACCAGGAACACAAGCCUGUGGCUCCUUGCCGCAGACCAGGAGAGUGCUGCGUCGCUCCUCGAGCCGUGAAUGUGAAGCUGAACGUAGGCUGCUGAGCAAGAGGGCUUCCUUACCUCCUAUGGCCCUGGAGAGACUUGCCCCUCAGCAGCGUAGAGGUGAGGAGCUGGCAGAUGAAGACUCAGCUGACUACGCUAUCAUGUCGAGGAGCACCAGUCGCGAGUCAUUUUCCUCCACCUCCUCUUCCAUGCAGAGGGAAUCUGUUAUGGGUGCUGGGUCAGCAGGGGGAGGAGGAGGGUACUUAGAUGUAGCUGGGGAGUUCAAAGGUGAAGGGGGUGUUGGAGCAGGUGGUAGUGUAGAUUUAGGUGUGGACAAUGGGUACAUGUCCAUGCUGCCGGGAGUCAGUCAGCCUCCAAUAUCCCUGUCCCAAUCACUGGCUGUCUCUGUCCCAGACUCAGACUCCAAACCUGCUGAUGAUUACAUGGCCAUGACCCCUAACAAUAGCGUGUCCCCUCCACAGCAGAUCCGCCCUCCACCAACUUCUGAUGGCUAUAUGAUAAUGUCCCCCAAUAGUAGCUGCUCCCCCGAUCAACGUGGGGGUCUCUCUGGAGGUGCUUGGGUGGGCAGUGGCAGUGCUGACAGUAGGGCAGGCAGUGACUAUAUGAACAUGUCUCCAAUCAGUGCGCGGUCUGUAAAUGGCAGUCCCCCACCUCCCGAGCACACCAAUCAUUUGGAGACCAGUUCUCAACAGCAAACCCCCAAGAUGGUAUACUCAUACUAUUCCCUUCCCCGGUCAUACAAACAUAACCCCUCCACUGGACACUUUGAUGAUGGGCCAGGACGUGGCAGAAGGCCCAACGGGAGUGGUGGUAGGGGAUUUGGUGGAGGAAGGACUAUGGGAGGGCGUCAGGAUCAACCAGCCGCAGGUAAUUCAGUGGUUGGACGACAUCUGUCACUCUCGUCUUCCUCAUACUCCUCCAGCUCAGCCAGCAGUGAGAGCCUAGGAGAGAGCGAGGAAAGAGCUACCCAGGCUGUGAGCCCCAUGGCUGGGGGAGCUACGAAAGAUGGGACUAAGCUUCAGCAGAGACGGGGUUCUGGUGGGGUAUUGAAGCAUGGUAACCACACUAGAAGCAGACCAGUGAGCCUGUUUGUUGACGUAUCCAAGGCUAACACCCUUCCCAGGGUCCGUGAAAACCCCCUGCCUCCAGAACCCAAGAGCCCUGGGGAAUAUGUCAGUAUUGAGUUUAAAGGGGAGAGGUGCAGCCAGACUGGGGUUGGAGGAGGACGUGGUAGGGGUCUCAGGCAUGGCUUAUCGCUGCCUCAUGGUUCAAGCAGCCAGCAUCCUCAACACAGGCCUAUUUCUUGCUCAGGGAACUUUAUUCCCCUCUCACGUAGCCCUUCUGCCCCCAUUACUCCCCCAGCUGCCUCGGAGUAUGUCAACAUGGACCUGGGUCCUUCUCCGUCACCCUCACCCCUCUCCCUUACCCCGCUAGUUUUCCCCUCUUUCCACACCCCUCCCACACCCUCAACUCUGGCUCAUACUCCCAAGGCGUGCAAUGAAGGAACAGCUGGCCCUCGUGAAGAAGUGGCCGAGGCGGCUGAGGCACCACUUAGGAAAAGCAGAGAAAGUAUCCCAUCAGUGAGUGAGUCCGAGUUCCCUACAUCCUGUGGUGACUACACAGAGAUGGUCUUCAACACCGUCCCGAGAUCAUCAUCCAGUGUCUCUCCCAAAGCCCCUUCCCCCACCAGGACUGAUCCUUCUGUUCCAGUGCUAUCAAGGGGUCUAGACUUUCCUCUAGCCAAACCAGGGCCCAACCCAGACCACGGGGCAAAAGUUAUCCGGGCCGACCCCCAAGGACGCAGACGGCACUGCUCGGAAACUUUUCUUGCCCCGCCCUCUCUUCCCACCCCUAGCUCUACUUCCUCUUCUUCAACUGCCUCUCUCUUCCCAGAACACGCCCAAGCUGUGGCCCGCCGGCUGGGCCUCGAAAGCAUGCUGUGGGGGAAUGGUGCUGUGACUGAUACCCCCACUCAAUUCCCUCUCCCUGGACAGCAGUCCAUUCCCACAAACACUCAGACUUCCUCAACAGAGCAAGGCCUUAACUACAUAGACUUGGACUUGGCCAACAAAGAGAGCCCCCACUUGGGCCUGGAUGGACCCUCAGGUAACCAGGCACCCUCUCGCCUCUUCUCUGUGCUGGGUGGAAGUUCUGGGGUAGGGGGAGUGGGCGCAGCAGUUGGCAGCAGCAGUAGCAGCUCCAGCCUCAACACGUACGCCAGCAUCGACUUCUACAAAUCAGAGGAGCUGCGGACACAUCAGAAUGGAAACAAAGAGGGUACAGAGUGCUGAUGUCAGUGCGUCGUCCUUGGGGAAACAAUCUGGUACCACUUGGAGAGCUUCAAAGUUUUUCCUGUUUCUCCUGUGACGACCAAUCACGUCGGGAGAGCAGCUGGAUAGGACACGCCCCCCCUCCCCCCCCUGAAGCACUUUGACAGAAACUGAUGGAGAAAGUUUUUUUUUUUUUUUUUUUGUUUCAUCUUGUUGGUUGUGAAAACCAACAGGGAUGUGUGCCAAAUGACAUUCUUGAAAAGCUAUGUGCUGCUCUCAUUCCUUGAGUGAAAGCCAAUCAGAGAAGGGUACAAAAAAAGGCGAUUUCUCUCCCUCUUUUUCAGGAGAAACACUCAAAACAGAAAGAAAACAAUGGUGGCUGACUAUUUAGUGUAUGAAAAAGAGAAUAUCUAGAACUAUAUACCUGCUCAAAAAGUGCCUCAUUUUCAGAUUGUAGCCAUCUUCAACUUAGCCUCAACUAAAUGAAGCUUUGGGUUUUGUUUUUUUGUUUUUCUUUCUUGAUUUGAUGUAGUUACAAAAAUGGCAGCAGAAAAUAAUAAAGUGGAUAGCACUGGUGUGAGCUUUUGCCGCGUUCAAGUCAUGUGGGAUGGAUCGCAUAGCAAACAGAAAUAUUGCCAUAUAAUGUUUAUGAUGUACAAAUACCCAACUCAGAUUACAGAGUUGGUCAAGUGAGGGUUAAAAAUACUGUGCAUGGUCAAUAUACAACUAUAUCCAUUAUACAUGGGUUUAAUUACGACUUUGGUGGAAGUGAGGUGUCCAUAUUCGUUUGGAUUUUAGGCACUUAUUAAGUGCUGGGUCUUAUAUUUUGGAGCAUGUAGGAAUUCCCCAGUCACAAUUAUUACUUGGAUGUUGGCGUUGAACAGUAUUUUUAAAUCGUAAUCUGGCAAUCUCAAUAAAUCCAAUAUGACAUGUACGCAGCAGUCCUGCUAAUAUUAAUAAUGAUAACGGUACUAGCAAUCUGCUGGCCUUCCUGUCUACUGUGAGAAAUAUAAGCAUAGCUGCUGUUAGCUUUCUGCUAAUUAUAAUUUACGUCGCUUUUAUUUUUCUGUCAGAUCCCCCUUCCCCUCUUUUUCCUUCUUCUAACUUUUUUUUCCACCACCAUUUAACAGAGCCAUACACCGAAAGUAUUAAACACACAGGUUUGAAACUAAAGGCACUUGUAGCAGGGGAUCCAGUUUAGUUUGCUAACUAGCUCAAACCAGCUAGGUCAGAUUAACAUAUUAGCAUCGUGCCAGGGCGUAAAUUCACCAUCCUGCUGACCACAGCUUAGGGUGAGACCCCUGAUAUAGCGCUAAGCAAUCCCAUUAGUGUUAUUAGCUCCAGACACUUGUGUCUCACGUAAUCCCCUCUUCAUCUCAGGAUGCUAGAUAACAUACUGUACACACAGAUGUGGAUAGACAUCCUAUCAAUAGCCAUACUAAUGCUGGCUUUGUGGCAGUCAGCAUACUUUUAGCAGUGGAAAGGGGGUCAAGCUUUAUUUCAGUUCAAGUCAGGAUAAAGUAAUUGAUGAAUAUCCUAAUUUUCUUCCCAGUUAUUUUAUACAUUAUGGUACAAAACAUUUUAAGAAGACAGUUUUUACAUUUUUUUAAUUUUAACUGGCUGAAUUGAAAGUGCUUUGACCCCUUAAUCCUCGUUUAGAACUGUCUUUUUCCGUAUCUGUAUCUCCUCCCUCCUCUCUGUCUAUAGGCUCUUAUUUUAAUCUCCGCUAUGCAUCAGCACUUAAGUGCCUGUCUGUCCUAUUUGUCUGUCUGUCUCUCUGCCCCUUCUUAGCAGCUAGCACUAAUAGGGCUGUUCUAGCAGAAUAUAUCAAGUCUAUUUUUGUGUCUAUUUUUGUCUCUUGUGGCUGUACAGUUCUCAUGAAAUAAUGUGUUAAUGUAUGUUUGGUGUGACGAAGAGCUAUCUCAUGACUUGACUGACAGCCACGGCCCUAAUCAGAGGAGUUUUGGACUGUUUCACUUUGCCGGUAAUGGAGGACUCACAGGGUUGCAGUGCCAAAACACAACAACAACAACAACAAUAACAAAAACAAGACUAGGCUGUUCUCUUUGCCGACAGCACCUCAUGAAGCAACCUUCGGCUCUCAAGUUUGGACAUAUUGCUUUGUUUAGUUUUAAACAGUAACCUUUUGUGUUCCCCCGUUGUUUUCUUUUGCAUCGGGGGGGAAAGAACUGUGACAUAUCUUGCCUCGCAGUCUGCUUUUGUGACACUCUUGAGAUAAAGGUCAUUGUGAGGACUUGCGUACGCUUUAACCUUGAAUUUGUCUAUGACUCUGAUCAGUGGAUUAAAAAAAAAAAAAUAGAAAAAAGAAAUGCAUGAGAGGAAAGAAAAGGCCACACAACAACAACAACAACAACAACACAAAACCACAUACACAAAAAGAAACGACCUGAAAUGUCAAUACAUGUGCAUCUACAUAGUUACAAAUUGUACUCAUGUGUUUGUCUGCUUGUCUGGGAAGUUCAUGAACUUUCUCAUUCUGGUCACAUGACCGUCGGGGACUGAGAGCAUAACAAUGCAGCUUUAUUACAAGCAGAAUGGGAUCUGUGGUUGGAGUUGCCCCAAAUAAUUGUGGGGUGGGGAGGGGUUGGGGAGGGGGGGUGGGUUACAAUUGGACCUGAAACCAGAUUGAACACAUAAAUCCCAGACCUUUGCUUCCAUGCAGCCUCGCAGGCAAACACAUGAUGAUUGAAAUGUUUGUAAUGUGGAUGGUCUCUUGUUUGUAAAAGACUCAUCAGUUCUCAGCCAAAACAAAAAUGCUCGAAGGUACUUGUAGAUUAGAAAGCGCACAAUCCUGACUAGCAGACAUUAUUAUACUGCCAUUUAAAGCGAACCUCGUUUUUAUUUUAUCAAUCUGCCCGCAGUCUGGAAUGUUCUUGGUUUCGGCUGCCCCUGGUGAUCCCGUUCACAAAGAACAAGAGCGCGAUGGUCACCGCCACAUAUCAAGUUCCUUCAGGAGGGCUCGGGCAAACAGGGUUCAACAGUUUAAGUGGCUGUAUGAUUUCAUUCAUGUGUUGUUAAUGAGUUUAGAAAUGUUCAUAAAAUGGGCAGGAAAGUGCUGCUGCUGUUCUAAAUUGUUUUUAUCUCUUCCUCCUGUUCCCUUAAGGGAUGGUACUGAGUGGGAAUAUUGUGAGAUUUGCCAUUGAUGUAGAGUUUUACUUCUGUUGCUUGAGGAAAAAAAAAAUCUGACUAAAAGGAGAAAAAAAAGUCAAACAACAUAUGGACUUGUGGUUUCUUUUGUUUCCGAGAUUGGCUGAUUUGCUUUUGAGUGAUGUCAUGGGAAUAAUUGCGGCUGGAUGUGUUAGAAAGGCGACAGACUUUACACACAAAGACAGUAGAGCUACUGAUCUGGUUAAGAGAGGGGACCGGAAGAUUUACAGGCUGAGGCGAGGGUGAACAUCUGCUUGAAAUGCCACAGACACUGGUGGGCUCAUACCCCCACACACUUGCCAUCUUUUACACACACACACACUCACUCGUAGAGGCUGCAGCCACAGCGCAGAUGUCAUACUUUAAUGUGGAAAAGAAAACAGCCUGAUUGUUACACACAAAGCCUUUUUUGCCGUGUUAGUCACAUUCACCACUCCCCAUUGAUAAGAUCAUUUGCACUCAAGGUUGGCAGGUUGCCACGGAGUUAAUCACUUGUCUUACCGGUAAUUUGACCAACAUGGUGUUUGCUGGGUGAGGUAAAAGACCUCCCUCCUUGCUCCCUGUCUUAUUUGA
Scomber japonicus (chub mackerel) is the source of this 8077-nucleotide messenger RNA. RefSeq names its product insulin receptor substrate 1-B. Gene Ontology annotation, molecular function: phosphatidylinositol 3-kinase binding; insulin receptor binding. Bases 542 to 4357 code for a protein of 1271 amino acids. The record is from RefSeq and is a predicted model, not a curated record. Gene Ontology annotation, biological process: insulin receptor signaling pathway. The transcript has 4 exons. Gene Ontology annotation, cellular component: cytosol; plasma membrane. Lineage: Eukaryota; Metazoa; Chordata; Actinopteri; Scombriformes; Scombridae.